AUGGAGGUGGUGAUCAAUGGUAAUGAGUACAAGCAUGGGGAAGACGAUGAAGCAGGUGUUUUGGCCUUGGCGGCUUGUCUUUCUCAUACCUUUCCGAUGGCGUUGGCUGCCGCCAUUGACCUUGACCUCUUUGAGAUCAUUUCCGGUGCCGGAGAUGGGGCCCGCAUGUCGGCCUCCGAUAUCGCCGCUCAGCUGCCGAGUGCCGCCGAUGGGGCUGCCCCCGUGCUCGACGCGAUGCUCCAACUGUUGGCUUCUCACUCUUUGCUUAUUUGUUCGACCAAUGUACUUGCUGAUGGUGGUGGCGGCGCUGUUGAACGGCGAUACGGGAUUGCUCCGGCGGGCAAGUUCUUUGUGAAAGACGAGAGUGGCGUCUCGUUUGCUCAGUUCCACUCAAUCGUUCGCAAAGGAGGAGAAAUAGGGUUCAGCUUAAAAGAUGCAGUUAUCGAAGGAGGCAAUCAAUUUGAAAAGAUAUGCGCGAAAUCGUUUUACGAGUUCAUUACCUCGAAUGUGGAAGCUACUAAGAUGUUUAACGACGGCAUGAGAGCCCACUCUUCUGUAAUAAUCAAAAAAGUUGUUAAAACGUAUAAAGGUUUCGAGGGUUUGAGUUGUCUUGUGGAUGUCGGAGGUGGUAGUGGUUCAUCUCUCGAUACUAUCAUUUCAAAGUACCCUUCGAUUCGCGGCGUUAAUUUUGAUUUGCCCCAUGUCGUAGAAACCGCGCCGACCUACAACGGCAUAGAGCACAUUGGUGGAGAUAUGUUUGUUGAAGUACCAAAUGGAGAUGCCAUUUUGUUGAAGUUUAUACUGCACAAUUGGGGGGAUGAACAAUGCGGAAAUCUGUUGAAGAACUGCUACAAAUCACUGCCAAACAACGGAAAGUUGAUCGUUAUGGAUUAUAUUCUGCCAAACACGCACCAAGACGACAUUCACGCAAAGUACGCUUCUCAAAUGAACCUUACGAUGUCAUGUUUUCUCGAAGGAAAAGAAAGGACAAAGGAAGAAUUUGAAGGCAUGGCAAAGAAAGCUGGCUUCGGGGAGUUUAAGGUUGUUUGUUAUGUGUAUGGGAUGUGGGUUAUGGAGUUCAUUAAGUUGGUUUAG
Erythranthe guttata (spotted monkey flower) is the source of this 1095-nucleotide messenger RNA. RefSeq names its product O-methyltransferase 13. NCBI's taxonomy places the organism in Eukaryota, Viridiplantae, Streptophyta, Magnoliopsida, Lamiales, Phrymaceae. Gene Ontology annotation, molecular function: protein dimerization activity; O-methyltransferase activity. The record is from RefSeq and is a predicted model, not a curated record.